Messenger RNA from Micropterus dolomieu (smallmouth bass), 10881 nucleotides. It is a transcript of the gene mink1, whose product is annotated as misshapen-like kinase 1. The coding region runs from base 1260 to 5138 and encodes 1292 amino acids. The transcript is spliced from 31 exons. NCBI's taxonomy places the organism in Eukaryota, Metazoa, Chordata, Actinopteri, Centrarchiformes, Centrarchidae. Gene Ontology annotation, molecular function: ATP binding; protein kinase activity. Gene Ontology annotation, biological process: protein phosphorylation. The record is from RefSeq and is a predicted model, not a curated record.
CGUCAGUACAACCCCGCAAGACUACAACACGGCUGGGAGUGGGAGGGAGCACUUGGGAAGCAAAACAUGGCGAAAUAAGAAGUUUGCCUGUUGGCCGCAGUUUGAAAUUGCACCGUAUCUGUGGUGUGGGACUACAACUACAAGUUCAUAAUAUUUGGACGCCGGAGAACGAAAGCAACGUUUAACGUGAAAGAGUCGAGGGCCCCAGUUUAGAAGUAUUACGGUGGCUGGUUGAAAACAUAGUGCCUGCCUGUCUGCCUGUGUUUUCCCCGGAAGGUUGGUGGUGCUAGGCGCGACUGUCAACACAGAAAAUGGAAGAAGACGGAAAGUUUUUGCUGGAAAAGACUAUUUAGCCUUCCAGUUUAGCUGCGUUAGCUAGCCUGUUAACGUUAUACUGACUGCGCGCACCUGGCUCUGUAUUCGGAUUAACGUGCGCUCUGGUCGAAAUUGAGGAAUAUUAAAGUCGUGUUAACAAGUUUGACAACUGCAGUUGCAUAUAAUCGUAUUUCAAACGAGGUCCUCAUUUUCAUUUCCCAGACUUAGCCUUAAGUAAUAGUCUGGAAGGACCGCUAUUUAAGGCAUAUAAUGACAGGCUGACAGUCGGUUCUGGUGCGGUGCGGACGGACCCGGACGCCAUCACAUCAGACGUUGCGUCCUUAAAAACAACCAUUGCGUUGCUGAACCGUAAAUGUGAUUUUAUACUUUAUCGGCGUAACAAGGAAUGGUUCAGUGGAACAUCUGGCAUUGUUUUCCCGCGACACACAUCAUUUUAUCAUAUAGAACAGUAGCAGGGAUGUUGUACAGCAGCAAAGACGCGGCGUUUUGUCAAAAUGAACGCAGCAAGGUGUUCAACAAAAUUGGAGGUGCAUCGCAUUGAAACCCUGCCAGUUGUUGGAACGGUAACGUUACCACUGACCGGCUAACGGUGACGUUAUCAGGUUGUUUAAAUUUCUUAAUUUAAGUUGGAUGUGUUUUGAUCAGGUAUUGCAGCCGACAUUUCUGUAAACCAACUGCGGAUAGCAUAGCUCUCGGCCAGAGUUGACGUGAGCUAGCCAGCUGGGUGCGUCUGUGGCAGCUCUAUCUGCGAUGUGUUUGGUAAUCUAAGUGCUACAGUUUCAGCAUAUUAGACUGCCGGUUUGCUAUAUUUGUGAAUACAUAAGCCCGUGCAAGCACGUUUUAGCAGCCAUUUACAUUUUCCCAAGCACUUCUUGUCUAAUAACUGGCUAACUUGUUAGCUCACGUUCUAAGUUUGGCCAGCAAUGUCUGAAAACGCCCCCACACGAAGCCUGGAUGACAUAGACCUCGCAGCUCUGAGGGAUCCUGCAGGAAUCUUUGAGCUGGUCGAGGUUGUCGGCAAUGGGACAUAUGGACAGGUGUACAAGGGCCGUCACGUGAAGACGGGCCAGCUGGCUGCCAUCAAGGUGAUGGAUGUUACAGAGGAGGAAGAGGAGGAGAUCAAAGCAGAAAUCAACAUGCUGAAAAAAUACAGCCACCACCGCAACAUAGCCACGUACUACGGUGCCUUUGUCAAGAAGAGUCCACCAGGACAUGAUGACCAACUUUGGCUGGUGAUGGAGUUUUGUGGGGCGGGAUCAGUGACCGACCUGGUGAAAAACACUAAGGGCAGCUCGCUAAAGGAGGAUUGGAUUGCUUACAUUUGCAGAGAGAUCCUAAGGGGCCUUUCUCACCUCCACGCCCAUAAAGUUAUCCACAGAGACAUCAAGGGCCAGAACGUGCUGCUAACCGAGAAUGCAGAGGUCAAACUUGUUGAUUUUGGGGUGAGUGCUCAGUUGGACAGGACCGUUGGACGAAGGAACACCUUCAUCGGCACACCUUACUGGAUGGCUCCUGAGGUUAUUGCCUGUGAUGAGAACCCUGACUCCACCUAUGACUACAGGAGUGAUAUCUGGUCCUUGGGGAUCACAGCCAUAGAGAUGGCAGAGGGAGCUCCUCCCUUGUGUGAUAUGCACCCGAUGAGAGCCCUCUUCCUGAUUCCCAGGAAUCCUCCUCCGAAACUUAAAUCCAAAAAAUGGUCCAAGAAAUUCAUUGACUUUAUAGAGGGCUGUCUCGUGAAGACAUAUCCCAGCCGACCAUCCACAGAGCAGCUUCUCAAGCACUCCUUCAUCAGGGACCAGCCCACCGAGCGCCAGGUCCGAAUUCAGCUCAAAGACCAUAUUGACCGUACGCGCAAGAAGAGGGGAGAGAAAGAAGAGACGGAGUAUGAGUACAGUGGCAGUGAUGAAGAGGAUGAAAAUCGUGGAGAUGACAGAGAGUCAAGUUCAAUCCUCAAUGUGCCCGGUGAGUCCACCCUGAGGCGGGACUUCCAGCGUCUGCAGCAGGAGAACAAAGAGCGCUCGGAGGCUCACAAGCGGCAGCAGGCCCAACUGGCUGCUCAGCGUAGGGACCCUGAAGAACACAAGAGACAACUGUUGCAUGACCGACAGAAACGCAUUGAGGAGCAGAAGGAACAGCGUCGCCGACUUGAAGAGCAACAGAGAAAAGAGCGAGAGAUGGUGAGGCAGCAAGAAAAGGGUCCCCAUCGGAGACUCGACGAUAUGAGACGGGAGGAAGAUAGAAGGCUGGCUGAGAGGGAGCAGGAGUUUAUCAGACAUAAGUUAGAAGAAGAGCAGCGGCAGUUAGAAAUCCUUCAGCAGCAGUUGCUUCAGGAGCAAGCGCUACUUAUGGAGUAUAAGCGCAAGCAGCUGGAGGAACAGCGUCAGUCAGAGCGGCUGCAGAGGCAGCUGCAGCAGGAGCAUGCCUACCUGGUGUCUCUGCAGCAACAGCAGCAAGAAAAGAAGCCCCAGCUCUACCACUAUAACAAAAACUUGGAGCCUAACAACAAACCUACCUGGGCCCGUGAGGUGGAGGAGCGGAGUAAGCUCAACAGACAGGGCUCACCCAAGAUCUGCACCACUGUCUCUGACACUGCCAUCCAGUCACGCUCUGACUCAAUCAGCCAGUCAGGAGUGGUCCAGUCUGCUCAGACCCCACCAAUGCAGAGGCCUGUUGAACCCCAAGGGGGGCAAGGAAAGUUCCAGAUGGCUCACUUGGUUCCACUGAAGCCUUAUGCUGCCCCUGUCCCUCGCUCCCAGUCCCUCUGUGACCAGCCAACUAAGACCAUGUCCGCCUUCCCCACCCAGGAUCCCUCCCUUACCCCCACACCCCGCCCCAUCCACUCCAGAGAACUGGUGCGUCAAAACUCAGACCCCACUUCUGAAACCCCGGCACCACAGGUACACCAGAUCAGAGAGGAUCGCGGCCCUUGGAUCCGCCUGCCAGACGUGGAACUCCCACCCAAGAUUCCCCAGAGGACAGCGUCUAUUGCCACAGCUCUCAACACCAACCUGACCUCUGGCAUAAGGCAUCCAGUAAGAGCCAGCAAUCCAGAUCUCAGCCGAAAUGAUCGCUGGGAGAGAGGCGACAGUAUGAACAUCAUAUCCAAUCUGCCCCAGACUGGCUCUCUAGAGAGGCAUCGCAUCCUUAGUUCCUCCAAAAUGGAUUCACCCAUUCUCUCACACGAUAGUCGUCAUAAGCCAGGGGAGUCUCGCACCUCCUCCCGCCCUGGGCGUCCUGCUGACCAUGGCCUCUUUGCCAAGGAGCGUGCUGAGGAGCAGCCAAGGCCCCCAGUCAAGGCCAAUGAUUACUCCUCCUCUUCGGAGAGCAGCGAGAGUAGUGAGGAAAGCGAGAGUGGCGAGGGAGCUGAGGAGGAAGAAAGCCCCACAGACCGUCACAGGGAUGCAGACACCGAUUCUGUCAACACCAUGGUGGUUCAUGAAGACGAAGGCGAAGGGGGAGAGGGAGAGCAAGCUGGAGGCUAUGGGGAUCAGACCAUGCUGGUGCAGAGGACCCCAGAGAAGCGGAGCCAUAAUGGGUACACUAACUUGCCAGAUGUGGUGCAGCCCUCCCACUCCCCCACAGAUUCAGCCAGUCACUCUUCCCCUGGGAAGGACUCUGUUUAUGAUUAUCAGUCCAGAGGUUUGGUUAAAGCAUCUGGCAAGUCCUCCUUCACCACCUUUGUGGAUCUGGGCAUGUACCAGUCACCAGGAGGUACAGGGGAUAACAUGUCUAUCACUGGCUCCAGGUUUGAGCAGCUGAAGAUGGAGGUAAGGAAAGGAUCCAUGGUGAAUGUCAAUCCCACCAACACACGCCCCCCCAAUGAUACACCCGAGAUCCGCAAGUACAAGAAGAGGUUCAACUCUGAGAUCCUGUGUGCUGCGCUGUGGGGCGUGAACCUGUUGGUGGGCACAGAAAAUGGUUUGAAGCUGCUGGACCGUAGUGGUCAGGGCAAGGUUUACCCCCUCAUCAACUCCCGCAGGUUCCAACAGAUGGACGUCCUAGAGGGCCUCAACCUGCUCAUCACUAUAUCAGGCAAGAAAAACAAGGUGCGUGUCUACUAUCUGGCCUGGCUGAGGAACAAGAUCCUCCACAAUGAUCCUGAGGUGGAGAAAAAGCAAGGCUGGACUACUGUGGGGGAGAUGGAGGGCUGCGUGCACUAUAAAGUGGUGAAAUAUGAGAGGAUAAAGUUCCUGGUGAUUGCUUUGAAGAAUGCCGUGGAAGUGUAUGCUUGGGCGCCCAAACCUUAUCACAAAUUCAUGGCCUUCAAGUCUUUUGCAGACCUGCCACACAGGCCUGUCCUGGUUGACCUGACAGUGGAGGAGGGUCAAAGGUUGAAGGUCAUCUACGGCUCUUGUGCUGGCUUCCAUGCCAUCGACGUGGACUCCGGAAACAACUAUGACAUUUAUAUCCCCGUUCAUAUCCAGAGCCAUGUGACGCCGCACGCAAUUGUGUUCCUGCCCAGUUCAGACGGCAUGGAGAUGUUGCUGUGCUACGAGGAUGAGGGUGUCUACGUCAACACCUAUGGACGCAUCAUCAAGGACGUGGUCCUGCAGUGGGGCGAGAUGCCCACAUCUGUUGCUCAUAUCUGCUCAAAUCAGAUCAUGGGAUGGGGAGAAAAGGCCAUUGAGAUUCGCUCUGUGGAGACCGGCCACCUGGAUGGUGUCUUCAUGCACAAAAGAGCUCAGAGGCUGAAGUUCCUUUGUGAGAGAAAUGACAAGGUGUUCUUUGCAUCAGUGCGCUCUGGAGGUAGCAGCCAGGUGUACUUCAUGACCUUGAACAGAAACUGCAUCAUGAACUGGUGAAGGAACAGCUGCUCUGGUCAGUGUGUGGAACCCAGGCAGGGUUUGGAGAAGGAAGUGCAUCCGAAAUACUCACAAACGCAUGCACACAAAUGUGAACACCCAUCUAUCUUUCUCUCCAGCUCGCUUGCUCGCACUCACUCACGCACUCAUGCUCGAAAGACACAGCUCUCAACGACACACACAAACACAAACAAUCUCUAAACCCAUCCUAGCCUACACUUCUUAAGAUACAGUUUCUACCGAGGCCCCCUGAUCACAUGCUCCCUGGAAUCACUGAUAGAGCUUCAGAUGUUAAUACCAUCUAUUAAUUUGUACUGUAUAUAUUCUUGUGUUGAUUUUCUUUACUUGGUGGACAUGUGUUCAGUCGUGACAAUUUAGUUCUUAUUUGUGAAGUAUGUUAAAAACAUUCCUUGAUGGUUCUACAGUACAUUUCGAAGAAGGCAUUAUUUACCUAUACUAUAUGUUGAAAUGAAGCUGUAAAUAGGUAGCACCUUAUACUUAGAUCUGAAUCAUUCGCAGGCCUCUUAUAUAGCCUCCAUUCAGUGUGUUGCCACCGGACACAUGGACGUUGAAUAAUAAAAUGCUGGAACAUCCAUCUGCAGUGGCUUGUGGACCCCCAUUGUUUUGGGGGCUCCCAUAAAUUCAGGGAGGCUCAAAGGAAGGAUUCAAUACAAAAAAAUAUUUCAAAGGGACUUUAAAGUCAGAACAAAGUAGCUUGUUUUAAAUAUUUUUAGUUAUAUAUUGUAGACAGUAAUCUGCAGUCUUGCUUUCACAAUUUUAUUUUUUUCUGGCCUGUAUGGCAAAUGAUGUUGCAGCUCUUAAUCACGGAAAGUAAGCCUUGAAUGCUUCAAAAUCAAUUUCAGUUUAAAAAUGAAUAAAUAAUAAUAAACAAAAACAAUCAGAAAUUCCAUAAAUGUGCAGUACUCAGAAUCAGUACUGUGAAAUUUCCUGCUUUGCCUUUCUAUGGCUUAGGUGAAACCAUCAGGCUUGUAUCUAAACAUUUUGUUUUCAUAGAUUUACAAAAUACAAACAUUUGUUAUUUAUAUGUAGUGAUUCUGUAUUGGUAUUAGCCUACUGGUAUCCUUAAUUUUACUGUAAUUAUAUUGCUAUUAUAUUGCAAUAUAUGCUAUUCUUGUGGAGUCUUUGUUUGAAGAGGGGAGUUCAUGUAUUUAGCUGGUAGUGUUAGGCAGUAGGAUGACAAAGUUGGAGAAACGUGGAAGGAGGGUUUCACUGAGAUUAACGUGAUUAAGGGAGAUCGGUUUUGGGGUCCUUUCACCCUCCUACCACAGUGAUCUACUCUGCUGUAUUAUAUUUCAGUUCUUAGACUAUUUCGCUAGUGUGGAUCUUUUUGUGAGAAGUGUUUGUCCAGGGGAUUGCAGUAGAACAGCUCUUGGUACAGUUUAUAUUUGUCUUAGGCCAGGGGGAAGAUUUAAUAUAGAGUGACUCUGCAAUAACACAGAGGACUUCAUCUCAUCAGGCACUGUGGUGAACACAGCUGGAGCACAUGAGACUUAAUAUAUUUUAUAUCUACACAUUCUGCCAAAGUUCACAGCAUAUUCUGCAACUGCGUGGGUCACUACCCAAUGUUCCUUUCAGUAUAUAUAUAUCCAAAAACUACUUACUAAUAUUAGGGCUUCACGAUUUAUUAGCUGCUUUUUUAGGGGAAUAACUGUCUGCUUUGUUUUGUCAGCUGCAUAAGGGAGAGACUGUGCUCUCAUACUGUAGGCAGUAUGGUACAGUAUGAAGCAGCGUUAUCAGGAAGUAGCCUGGUGAUUUUCUGUCAGAGAGGGUAUGUCAACACAUGAGUCAAGCUUUUUGUUUCAGUGAUUCACUUAGUUACGACACUGUGCUGCCACAGCACUUUGGUAUUAACAGGUGGACAUUUUUAAAAUCACGAUGUUUUUUUUCUGCACUCCUGUCAUACACCUUAUCAGCAUGGAGUUGUUGGGAAAACAACAUUUUUAACAAGUCUGUUCAUCUUAUAAUUAGUUGCUGACAUGUUAAUGUUAAGAGAAUGAGACUGUAAAUUUGUGUGUGAAAAGCUUUUGGAUAUUAUGAAAGGAAUCUUGGCCAGUGAUGAACGGGAUAGUCAUGCUUUUAAGCUAAGGAGAUAUAUUUUAUAUGAUCAAAAAGAAAGCUAUUAAAAAUGCAGUAUAUAGUCAGGGCCCAGAGGGUUAAGAUUAUAUAAAUAUGUGGUUCAUUUUAUGGUGAGAAACAAACUGUAAAUGGGCAUGGAAAGCACUUACACUUCAGUAAACAUUUACAGAUAUACUGUAUCUCGAGCAGAUACUUCGGUGUGCAUGUAAGCCAUUGAAAUAGAUUAUAUAGUACUGUAUCAAAGUUGUUUUCCCCUUUUAGCGAAUGUGUUUUUACUCUUAAAUAUCUGUUAUGUGCCAUGACCUACAUUUCAGAUGUUACAAUUACAAUCCACUAGGAGCUCUGGCGCUCAUGCUUUUUAUGGUCAAAUCAUAAUUUUUUAUCAAUCUGCCAUGUUUACAGUCUAAGCAGUGCCUUGGAAUUGGGAAGGCGAGAGGUUUGAGGAUGGAUUAUGAGACGCCCCCCAGGCACAACUACAUUUGCUCCCUCGUUAUGAUUUAUGUCGGGUGCCAGUUAAGUGCACUUAAGUCAAAUCCAGAAUAUCCUGUAGAUGGACUUGAAAUGCUUUUUUGGCACCACAUAUGUAACCUAAAAUGAUCAACAGACGAUAAUGCAUUCAGAAAGUUGCAAUAACAAAAAAGUUAAUGUGUCCAGUGAAUCCAAUGUAGUAUCGAAAGGAUCUACUCACAGUGGGAGCCAGCAUAGAGAAAAGCCAUACGUAUGAAACGUGUUUGUAGAGAAAACUUAGUUCUUGUGCACAGACCAGAUUUAACUCUGUGUGUGAUGUCUGCUCAGAAAUUGUAGGUUGCCGCAGCAAAGAUGAGGUAAGCGCUUGUUCUUUAAUGGUGUUGACUAUGUUAUCUUAGUAGUGGGGAUAUUAGCUUGAUAUAUUCUGAGAAGCCUAUUUUAUAAAAUAUGUAAAUUAGUCUAUAUUGAGAAAUAAAAGUACAUCUAUAAGACAGAUUUGUAUUUAUAUAAAAAUGUGUCCUGCUCUAUUAAUCAAAGCACAAUGUAUUUAAGGCAGAGAUCAAAACUAUAAUCGAGCGUAACAGAGAGAUGGAGUUCUUUUUCCUCAUUCACUCAGCAGUUGUCAAACUCGUCAGUAUGUAAUCAGUCAAAGUUGUUGGUGGUAGUAUAUCAAGUAGUCUGCUGAGACAGCUGUGUGUCAAUAACCGCAACAUUUCUGUUGUGCUAUCUUGACAGAAAAAUAAUGUCUGUCUUCUUGUUACCAGAAAGGUCAACUGUGGCUGUGAUUCAGACACUUGUGAUGACUCGCAGAUUGGUGUUUGAUUUGGCCUCUGGUGUAAAUUGUCUACGUGGGGGUGGACAGGCUGUUAAUACGCUCAGGUGAUGACCGGAAUCGCCACACAGGUGGUGAUGUGAAGGGCGUAAUGGCCCUUGAGUAUUACUGGCUCUUGGCUUUGAGAUUGUGGCACAAACAGGCAGCAUUUAGCGACAUUUACAGAAUACAGGCAAAGACGACUGGCCAAGUGUUUUUGUCACCAAGUAUGAAAGUCUUUAAAGGGGAACUCCGCUGAAUCAGCAAUGCACUUCUGUAACAGUCAGAAACACAAUGGACUCUUUAUAAAACGGAUAUAUCAAAAUGUAUCGUCUUUUUUAUUCCAUGCUUAUUUCUUGUGAAAAGAACCCAACUAAGCCAAAUCCCUGACAGUUCAGGCAGGGAUUUGGCUUAGUUGCUGAUGUAACUUGGAGAUGCGUGCCUGAAGCAGAGAUGUGGAGCAGCAGGUUACCGAGGUCUGGUAAGAUCACCUUAUAGUGAUAGUAUUCUUCAGCCCCAACAGAUGAUGACUUAUGUGACAUCACAUGAGGCAAUUUACCAGACCCAACCACUGAUUGUAUGAAGAUGUACAGAUGACAGCUCCCCAAAAGUGAAGCCAAAACAUCUCUAUCGCCCCCUGGCGGCCAAAUUAAAAGGUCAAAUAAAUUGUUCCCAAAGAUGGUUUCUGUCAGUUCUAAUCACACUGAUUUAUGUGAAAGUGUGUGAUAAGUUUGGUUUCAGUAAGUCAUGUGAUGUUAUAAAAAGGGGUUUUGUGGCAUAAUUUACAGCUGAGCCAUGCUCGCUCAAUAUAGUCGGCGGGUGUAUGGGUGGGACCUAAAUACAGUGGCUCCAACUCCGAUCCCAACUGCGCAGACUCUGGCUCUAAGUGACGUCACCAGUGCAAGAUGGUAGCGCGCGUAUCCGGGAUAUUUUGGUUUCAUUUUUGUACAGUGAGGGGAAGUGGAGAGGCGGCGUUCAUCUUUAUAUGCAGUCUGUGGACCCAACAACACCUGUAAACAGACUUUGAUGUGUAAAAUUGGUGGGGUUCCCCUUUAACACACAUACUUAUGUUGCAUUAACAAAUUAAAAUUAACUAUAUUAACUAAAGUACACAGAAGGCAAAAUACCGUAGCGUCAGACUUGUUUAAAAACGCCAGGUAUUGCCUGAUGUGUGUUGACAGGUGUUUUUCUGGUUAGCAUUUCACUUAAACGAUUUGACUUAGUAUUUCAAGAAGACCCUUAUUUUACCAAUAAAAAAAGACUGAAAAUGAGCUCCACAUGACAACUAAUGCUCGUGAUAAAUAUCUACUUCUGGUUAUUGGGUGAGGUAAUACAAUAUAUCAUCAACUUGAUUGAGGCAGUCACUUCCAAAGCUUGUUGUCUAAUUUUAUGCAGCAGAAAUUUGUUUAAUGGGUUGCGGUUUGUAACACAGAAGAGUAGUUCUGGUUGUUUAUUUCCCUAAAAGCACCUUAAGGUGUGAAAGUGCUAUUUCAUUUUGUGCCAAGAGCCAUUAAAAGACCAGAACCUUGCAACUCAUUAGUUUUAGGGAAACCAUCUGAUCACAAGCAUGAACCGAUAUGAUUGCUGAAUUCAUGUAACUCUGCUCUGAAGAUGCACACAAUUAUCAGAAAGAAAGAGGCACCACUGAGAUGUUGGUGGAGCGCUGAAGGUGAAGAAAACCAUCCUGAGAGACGGUUGUCCUUUCGGGACAUUUCUUUUUAAUAAGCAAUACAAGCAUUUGAAAUAGUCGAAACCGUGGCUGUCCAUCUUAGUGUGACUUGCAGGAAGUGAUUCUUCAGUGGCCUUUGGCAGACUGAAUGUAGGCUGGUUUGUGUGUCGCUUGUUACAGAAAUAAUUCUGUACUUAACUUUUGUUUUGUAAUCACAAGAAAUAACUGCUUCUCUCUGUCAGUUUAACGCAAUCACCUUUUGGGAUGCUUGUUCCCGUUUUGCUAUUAUGAAAUCCCAGAAACUGCCUUUAUGAACACUAAGUAUCGAUAAAUGGAUGAUAAAUAAUACUCUGAUGGGGCACUCCUCUCUCAUAGCUUGUAUUUCUAAUUAAUAACGUAUGAAUGGAUUAGCAGCUGUAUCUGGGAGGGAGGCAGAUCAAACCUGGGGAGCUUAAAAACGACAUGGAUCUUUGGACAGAACUACAAAUAUCUAUUAUUCUUUUUCAAUAACUUUUUUUUAAAGACGGUGAACAUCUUUGCAAUGUUUUAGUGUGCGUGCGCGUGUCUGUGUUACUUGUGAGAGGUUAACUCCAGAUUGUAUUUCAUAGACUGAUAAACUUUAAAAAAUUUCAAAAGAUUGUGUUGAAUGAAUUCAUGUCUUAAUACAGAAUUGUUUGAAAAAUAAAAUGUUGAUCUCA